AUGUUGACGGUCAAUCUGUCUAGCUGGAAGGACCGCCUCACCGACAUUCUGAAGGACGAUGGAUACUCUGCCGCUAACCGCCACACUUAUGAGUAUUCUGGCAACAUCUCGCGCUUCUGGAGUGACGUCUACGUGAGCACCUGGAAAGAGUUUGCAGAGAAUGCCCUCAAGACACCCGAAGUGUCGGCUGAGUUGGAGCAAAAGGCAAUGGAGGAGACUAGGAGGGGAGCCAUGAUUUGGGUCCCCAAGAUCGUCUGGGUCGCCCAGAGGAUUUGA
Messenger RNA from Geosmithia morbida, 276 nucleotides. RefSeq lists its product as uncharacterized. NCBI's taxonomy places the organism in Eukaryota, Fungi, Ascomycota, Sordariomycetes, Hypocreales, Bionectriaceae. The record is from RefSeq and is a predicted model, not a curated record. The transcript is spliced from 2 exons. Bases 1 to 276 code for a protein of 91 amino acids.